Messenger RNA from Acaulospora colombiana, 259 nucleotides. Lineage: Eukaryota; Fungi; Glomeromycota; Glomeromycetes; Diversisporales; Acaulosporaceae. The record is from the annotation of a GenBank genome assembly.
CGAAGCAACCAAAACAAACGUGAAUGGACCAUGUUGGCUCGCCAUAUCCACGACUAUAUUGAAUCCUUACAAGACCAACCGGUGGAGGUCCACAUUGAGCGCUCCCAGGCCAUCAUUAGCUAUCCCGACGGUAUAUACUCGCUCUUAUGGUGGGUUGAACCCUCUUGAUAAUCAGUUCCCUUGCCGAGUCGAUAUAUGUUUCAGUCAAAAUCGACGAGCUGCUCAACUUCUUUGCUGCGUCGCGGCCACUGGCGAAUAA